AUGGAGGAAUCGACGCUACGAGCUCUCGACAUGAGUGAACGGGCAAAUUCUGAGCGGCGACCUGCGCCAGCGUCGUCAAAUUCAGACCCGCCAGAGCGGUCUCAGGAAGAUGCCCUUGAUGAAGAUGCCGAAACCCUCAUCGACGAGCUUAUUCUCCCAAAAGGCAUCACUGGCCUCAGCAGCGAUCCGCCAGUCAACGAUUUCCGCGAAAGCCCGCUGGAGCCGGAGCUAGCAGCAGUGACGCCGCAGAAUGACGAAUCCUUGCAAUUCGAAGGUGACGAAGAAGAGCCCGCUGAGCCACAAUCCUUCCAGAGGUCCACUAGCCCUACUCUCAUGCAACGCAACAAAGGAGCCGCCUACGAGAAGGUUGGCGAAGAGGGCGUGAACAAGAUGCACAGGUUCUCUCUUUACGAGACCAGCACUCGGUUCUACCUUGUCGGCGGAGAUGUCAUGGACAAACAUUUCCGCGUGCUUAAGAUAGACCGUACGGCACACCCCGGGCACCUCAACAUCUUCGAAGACGACAUUGUCUACGACAAAAGGGAGAUGAACCAGCUCCUAAAUGCAAUUGACGAUGGAAACAAAGGCUCAGGUGGCAUGAAGCUCAAGUGCAGUACAUGGGGCCUUCUAGGCUUUAUCAGAUUUACUGAGGCUUAUUACAUGCUUCUUAUCACGAAGAGAACCCAAGUGGCAAUGAUCGGAGGCCACUACGUCUAUCAAAUUGGAGGCACAGAAAUGGUACCUCUGACGACUGGCUCUACUUCGCGUUUCCAAAAAGAUAGGAAUCCCGAGGAGUCAAGGUUUUUGAGCAUUCUCAACAACCUUGAUUUGACGAGAGGCUUCUACUUUAGUUACUCGUACAACAUCACGAGGAGCCUCCAGCAAAACAUCAUACGUGAAAGAGAAGGUUUAAGCAAAGGGCUGAGCCAUCAAACUUACGAUUUCAACGAUAUGUUUGUCUGGAACCACUACCUUCUAGAACCGGCUAGAGCUGCCCUGAAGAGUACCUAUGAUUGGUGUCUCCCCAUUAUUCACGGCUUCAUUGAUCAGUCCUCGAUCGACGUGUUUGGGCGACGAGUAUACAUCACUAUUAUCGCUCGUCGCUCGAGGUUUUUCGCCGGAGCUCGAUUCUUGAAGCGCGGAACGAAUGAUUUGGGAUAUGUCGCCAAUGAUGUAGAAACCGAGCAGAUCGUGUCGGAGCUCCUCAACACCUCUUUCCAUGCGCCAGGUCCCCGAUUGUAUGCCAACCCCAGUUACACUUCGUACAUUCAGCAUCGUGGGAGUAUUCCACUGUACUGGACGCAGGAUAACACCGGGGUGACUCCAAAGCCUGAUAUCGACCUGAACCUCAUAGAUCCCUUCUACAGUGCCGCUGCGCUGCAUUUUGACAACCUCUUCGAACGCUACGGAGCGCCUGUAUAUGUCUUGAAUCUCAUCAAGUCACGCGAGCGACUUCCGCGCGAAUCAAAACUCUUACGAGAGUAUGAGAACGCGAUAAAAUACCUCAACCAAUCUCUCCCAGCCGAUAAGAAGAUUCUGUACGAAGCCUUCGAUAUGAGUAGAGCCUCUAAAACGCGCGGCCAAGAUGUAAUAGGGACAUUGGAGACCAUUGCAGAGAACGUCUUGCAAAGAACAGGGUUCUUUCACAAUGGCGAUAGCAGAUAUGACUCCCCUCAGGUUCAGAAUGGAGUGGCGAGAACAAACUGUAUUGACUGUUUGGACCGCACAAAUGCCGCUCAGUUUGUUAUAGGAAAGCGAGCUCUGGGCAGACAGCUCCAGGCAAUUGGAAUAAUCGCUGGCAACACCGUAGACUAUGAUACUGAUGCAGUCAAUAUCUUCACCCACAUGUUUCACGACCACGGCGACACCAUUGCCAUCCAGUACGGCGGCUCCCACCUCGUAAAUACGAUGGCUACGUAUCGGAAAAUCAAUCAGUGGCAAAGUCACUCGAGAGAUAUGGUGGAGAGCUUCAAGCGCUACUACCACAAUUCCUUCCUAGACUCACAACGACAGGAGGCUUACAACCUCUUUCUCGGAAACUACAUCUUUACUAUAGGCCAGCCGAUGCUGUGGGAUUUGACAACAGACUACUAUCUUCAUCAUGCAGAUCCUCGGGCAUGGCUAGGUAAAAGCCGCCGGGACUACAUAGAAUGGUUCACGCCUGAGUUUCUAGAGCAACACUCCCUUCCUUCUUCAUCUGGACCCAACAGCGAGCUCAUCAAAAAGGGUGUCGGUUUGUACGACGAUUACUGGCUGGAAUACUACCGUCCACUCGCGAUAUCGUCUUUCCUCAAGAUCUACUCCUUCUGCCUCAACUCGCCAGCACGCUACCUACCCGACAAAUCCCUCCAAUCUCGAGACUACGACCUCUCACCCUUCCGCCCGCGCAAAUCUCCACACGAGACCGACUCCCCCGAGAAGAAGCCCCCUCGAAAAGGCGUCACCAUCCUCGACCCCUCCAGCGAAACCGAAACCCGCGUCCUCAGCAUCGCCGCCCGCCGCAACCAGGCGCGCCUCUCGUCCGGCGGCCGCUUCGAAAGCGGCUCUCCCAUCAAAGGCAGCAUCCUGCGCGACCCGCACUUCGAAACCCGGCUCCUCUCAACCCCGCACUCCUCCCAAACCACCUCCUUCUCUUCCUCGAACCCACCCUUCAAGCCCGCCGACAAGAACCUCAUGACGCAGUGGACGCUCGACCAGUUCCACUCCAACUCGCUCAACCCCUCCGUCACGGCCGCCGAAGCGGCGGAGUACGCGGAGUACAUCUCGCACCCGCUCAACCUGCCGCUCGUCGUGUCGGCCGAGACGCCCUCCGCCUCGGACCCCAUUGCGCUCGAUUUCCUCGAGUAUCUGAGUCUGUCGGCGCCGGAAAAGGAUAGUGCUGAUGGAGCUGGGGCGCGAUGGGAUAUCAGUGAGGAGGAUGUGGGGUUCUAUGAUGAGUUUUUGAAGGUGUCGGAGAAUCCGCUUGAUGUGAAUGAGGAUGAUGGCGGGAAGAAGAGGUACAAGGCGUAUCGGCAGUGGUUGAAGGGGAAGAGCUUGUUCAAGCAGAGUAAAGUUGAUCCAGAGUAUCAAGGGCAAGGGAGGUGAUAGGCAAGAUGGGGUGUAAUUUUAGAGCGAGGCGUUUGGGGUCUAUACUUGCACUAUACUUAAUUUGAAUACCACUUCAGCGAAAGGGUCUUGGGCAGAUUGAUCUGGAUGUAUAUGCGAGAUUCCGCUG
Mytilinidion resinicola is the source of this 3214-nucleotide messenger RNA. RefSeq lists its product as uncharacterized. Gene Ontology annotation, biological process: phosphatidylinositol dephosphorylation. The transcript is spliced from 3 exons. The record is from RefSeq and is a predicted model, not a curated record. Bases 1 to 3084 code for a protein of 1027 amino acids. NCBI's taxonomy places the organism in Eukaryota, Fungi, Ascomycota, Dothideomycetes, Mytilinidiales, Mytilinidiaceae. Gene Ontology annotation, molecular function: phosphatidylinositol-3,5-bisphosphate 5-phosphatase activity. Gene Ontology annotation, cellular component: intracellular membrane-bounded organelle.